AUGAGACAUGCUAUUGCAUAUCGUCAUAUGCUGACUGUCGGUUGUUUGUUGGCGAUAGCAAUCUUCCAUGCUUGGGUACAUUUCAUCGGAUUUUAUUCAUAUUCAACACGGGAACAAAUUUGUCGUGCCGCUUUCCUGCGUGCAAGAAAUGCAUUUGCAGCAGAAGAACGUGCUAUUCAAGAGAAUGCUAGGCUUAUGGAUUUACUGCAAACUUCGGUACCAUCACAUUUGGUACAUACAGCGCGUCAACAAUUUGCUAAAUCUCCACCAACGAUAUAUACAGAACAUUAUAAUCAAACUAGUGUCGUAUAUUGUCGCUUGGUUGGUUUGGAAGAUAUUUUGUCAUGCUGUAGUGCGCAAGAUUCAGCACAACUGUUGAAUGAAUUCAACUCUCGAAUAGAUCAAAUUAUCAAAAAAUGUGGUUGCAUUCGUUUGCAGUCAGAUGGUAUCCUCGUAAUUUCGGGUAUACCAGCAGCACGUGAUGAUCAUCUUAAGAAUGCAAUCUCUUUUGCUUGUGAUUUGCAAGCACUUAUAAGGAGUUUUUGCGAUGCAACAAUUGUGGAUUUGCAAUUGCGUUGCGGAAUUGAAUGUGGUGCCGUAUCAUGCGGAAUAUUCGGUUUAACGAAAUGGCAUUAUGAUGCGAUUGGAUAUCCGAUCGAAGAAGCUGUUAAUAUUGAACGUAUCGCUCCAGAAAGUGGAAUAUAUAUAGCAGAAGCAGCAAAACGUCAAGCUGAAUGCAAUUUUCGAUUUGAAAAAUGUGGACAACUCUGGCGUAUUGCAAAUGAUCAGCAUUAUUAUGGUGCUAGCAGUUUGCCAUCAUCAAUACUAUUUCCGAAUUUGAAACGAUUUUCAUUAAUUACUGUACCACAAGCAAUUAACAGGCUAUUACAAACAAUAUCAUCAGCUAAUGAUACUUUAUUAAAAAAUAAUGCUACGAUGGGUGGACGUCGGAAAAAACGAAUGGACAAAUUGGCGCUAAUAAAUGAAAAAAAAAGUACUGAUAAAGACAAUAAUGGCAGAAGUGUGAUGCACUAUUGGUUAUUAUGCUUUCGAAAUCAACAGAUGGAAAAAGCGUAUCAAGUGCAAUUUGAUCAAUGGUUUGUGCCAGCAUUAGCUAUUAGUAUAUUUUUUCUCGUUAUUUAUGGCAUUUAUCAUGUUUUGGUUUUGCCAAGGCAAAUUUCAACGCUUAUCAUGAUUAUAAUAUCACUGGCUAUCAUUUUUAUGAUAUUACUUACGCUUUAUGCAAAUUUCUUUCAAUUUUCCUGUCCACAACAUUCGAAUUUAACACCAUUAGAUGAAUGCGGAAUUGUACAUUUUUCACAGCUCAAUUGUGCCUUUUGGAUGCUUGCCACAUCUGUUUUCAUACGUUUUCCAUCAUUGGUAUUAUUUGGUACAUUGCUAAUUGCAUUUGCUGUAUAUUCUUGCCAUACAUUUAUCACGCAUCCGAUGCUUUACGUCAAUUACGCGCAAUUUGUUAC
Acanthocheilonema viteae is the source of this 1478-nucleotide messenger RNA. Lineage: Eukaryota; Metazoa; Nematoda; Chromadorea; Rhabditida; Onchocercidae. The record is from the annotation of a GenBank genome assembly.